Akanthomyces muscarius is the source of this 1128-nucleotide messenger RNA. RefSeq lists its product as uncharacterized. The record is from RefSeq and is a predicted model, not a curated record. Lineage: Eukaryota; Fungi; Ascomycota; Sordariomycetes; Hypocreales; Cordycipitaceae. The transcript is spliced from 5 exons. The coding region runs from base 1 to 1128 and encodes 375 amino acids.
AUGGUCGUCGCCGUCACGUCCGAAAGACAGCAUGUCACGUUUGGGCCUCCUGUAUCAAUCCAGCAGUCGCUCUCCGCUUCUCAGCGCCUCAAGCGGCAGCUUGUCUGGUACAAGAAGCAAAAACACAGAGCGUCGCGAUCAGACAUAUCACCGCAUGAGCAGAUUUAUUUGGAAGAAUCCGGCGCGUUUCUCGAGUUGCCACAGUCAACCGUCAGCUCCCUCCUCUCCAUCUACAUAUCCUGCAUCAACGAUCUCAUACCCCUGGUCGACGGUGUGGCUUUGCUGCGCGACAGCAGCAACCACCGCACUUCUCGCUAUCUCGUUCGCGCCAUUUGUCUUGUAACCUGUAAAGAAAAGCAGCUACGGCAAGGGCUCGAAGCCGCAAUCCACGCUGACCUUGAGCCGGACAAGGUCGUCAAGAUUCAAAUACUGGCGCUGAUGCACCUGAACAAUGAUGGUGUGGGCGGUUGCGAUCGCGCAUCAAAGUGCCUCUCCCAUGCAGUCCACGAGGCAUGGUCCAUCUCGCUCCAUUGGGAUAUCCCUGGCAAUACAGAUCAGGAACAGUGCAACUUCUUGUGGUGGACACUUCGCAAUCUUGACAGGCUCAACAAGCCCGUUAUGGCAGCGGCACCUUUCAUGAUUGACGAUACGGAUAUUGGCAUUGAGCGAAUCACGCCACAGUCGGGAUCGGAAAGCUAUCGAUCGCAAGUCAUCAGCAUUGCCACUUCGCUAGGCGAUUUGGUCAAGUCGGCGACGAAAGUUUACAAGGCAACUUGCAAAGUCAAAUCUGAUGAUGCAGAUCAUUUCCCCAAUUUUUUGGACUUAACAUCAAAAAUCGAAUAUGAUUGCCUUCAUAAAAUGCACAAAUGCUACUUUGAAAUCUGGUAUCAUGUGGCUGCCAUGCUUUCUUGCCGUUUUAGCGGCCCAGGCACAGUUCCAUAUCGACGGAGACUUGCAUCUGCAGACGCCAUUCUCCUCAUUGCUUCUGAGCAAGGCGCAGACGCUCUGCCACCACUACCACUCAUACCGUACGCCGUGUCACUGUCAACUACCAUGAUAUAUCGCGCGCUUCGUGAUGGACAGAGGCAGGUCGACAGCGGCUGUGCCCAAUACGAAUUCUUCGACUGA